GCGGCCCACUGUGCGAGCGCUAAAUGCAUGUGUAUUCGUGUGUGUCUGUGUGUGUUAGUUUGUGUGUGUUUGUGAGGAAAAUAGUCGCUGGCAGCAUCGAGCGCUCGACGUUGGCGUUCAGUUCUCGAGAAGACAGCGCCGCGAUCGGUUGUGCGGUUGUUUAUUUUUGGGUGCUUGUCGUCGGCAGCGCGAGCCUGAAGCUGCGAGUUUCUCGGUCUCCGUCUCCAUAUACAUACAUAUAUGAAAACCGUACCCAAUGUAAAAAUAAAUAUACUAAUUUUCGAAAAGAAAAACAUAUUCAAAAACGUGAGCCAAAACUAGCAAAAAAUAAGUCGUUAACAAAAAAACAAAAUAAAAAAAGGAAGGAAGAAAACUUUGCAAGCUUCUGGCGCACCCUGUAUGCAGGCAUUUGCCAGAGUUCUUUUCGACUUGGAAUCCUGGAAUCUCGAACUCUCAUCGUCUACGGAAAUAUCCCUGAUAUAGAAUGCGUCUGAUUUGCAGCUUUUUCAAAUGGCUGGCACUUUUACAGCUGCUGGCCCCGAGUCAGAGUGGACACGUGCAGGAAGCCAAGCGUCACCUACGCGCCGAGCUUGGCGACGCCCUGGGCCAUCCAAGCUACUAUGGCUCCCAUUGGCACCAUGGGCAACGUGUGCAUCGGCUGCGCAUGCCACACGCUCACCAGAGAUGGACCGGCCGGCGGCGCUCGAUUAAUCAUCAGCAUCCCUUCAGCCGCUGGACACAGUGGACGACCUGUGAUGAGGACUGCAUUCGGCGACGGGAGCGCGUCUGCAAGGCCAAGCGAAAAUGUGGACACACCAAACACGUGGAGCAGCGCAAGUGCUCGCAUUGUCAUCCGGCAGUCAAGUGGCAUACCACGAGCAGUUUGCCGCCAGCCAACUUGCCACACCAUAAUCCCCAUUUGCCAGCGAUCGUUAUAAACGCGGCGGCAGCUGCAGCGAGUGGGCCACCCUUUCAGCCGCAUCCAACCGAACCACAUCCUCAUCCGGACGUGGACUCUGUUGAGGUAGUGCACAGAAGGCCGCCACAAUGGCCCCCAAUUGAAUCUAGUGUAGAGCACGAUGAUGAUGAAGAGGAAGCAGAAGAAGAUGAGGCCCCCUUCCAUGGCGAUCAAGGCGACUUUUUUGUGCUGAAACGAUACCGACGCAGGCAGAAACCAAGGCACAGCUCCAGGCAAGGCUCAAGGCACAGCGCGGAGCACGGCUCAAGGCACAGCUUCGGGCACAGCUCCGGGCACAGAAUUAGGGAAAAGCCCAAAUUCGAUUACCUUGAUGACGAUUUUGAGGAUUACUUCGAGCGCAAAUCCUUUAAGCAGCGUUCCUUGGGCAGCGUCGAUAAUUCCGGCCUGGACGGAGAUGUCUUUCAGUACGAGGACUUCGAUAUCGAGCCUGAUAGCCAGUACACCGACUCGGAAGAGUAUACGGAUGUGCGCAACAUGACUUUCUUGCCGCCCGCCAAGGAGCGGAAUACACCAGACGGGCUGCUGCCUCGCCAUCGACGCCUCUACUCCAAGUGGAGCCGCUGGACCAAGUGCUCGCCGAAGUGCACCACACGGCGCUACAAAAAGUGCCGCAUCAGCGAGCAGUGCGGACGCGAGGUGCUGCGCGAGAUCGCCUACUGUUACACCGAGGGCAGCUUCUGCCAGCAGUGGCUACAGACCCAGGUGCAGAAGGUGCCCGCCUAUGAGUCCAGACCUGGUCCGGUGACGGCCAUGCGACGCAUGCACACGGAGCCGGAAGCUGCGGCUGGAGCCUUGAGCAGAAACGAUGUCAAUGUCAUCAUGAGCGGCAAGGGCUAUCGGGGACCCGAGUACUCGCCGCUGAAGCUGCACUGUGGGCUGCCGCGCAGUGGACACCGGAGCAUGUACAACAUGCUGAAGAUUAUUGGCGGCAAGGCGGCCCGCAAGGGCGAGUGGCCCUGGCAGGUGGCCAUCUUCAAUCGGUUCAAGGAGGCCUUUUGCGGUGGCACAUUAAUCGCUCCGCUCUGGGUCCUGACCGCCGCUCACUGUGUGCGCAAGGUUCUGUACGUGCGCUUCGGGGAGCACAAUCUGGACUAUGAGGACGGCACCGAGGUGCAGCUGCGCGUGCUCAAGAGCUACAAGCAUCCCAACUUCGAUAAGCGCACCGUGGACAGCGACGUCGCGCUGCUGCGGCUGCCCAAGCCGGUCAAUGCCACCAGCUGGAUUGGCUACUCCUGCCUGCCGCGCCCCUACCAGCCGCUGCCCAAGAACAUGGACUGCACGGUCAUCGGCUGGGGCAAGCGGCGCAACCGGGACGUGGUCGGCACCAGCGUCCUGCACCAGGCAGACGUGCCCAUCAUACCCAUGGAGAACUGUCGCAGUGUCUACCACGAUUAUACAAUAACAAAGAACAUGUUCUGCGCUGGCCAUCGCCGUGGCCGCAUCGAUACCUGCGCCGGCGACUCGGGCGGGCCGCUGCUCUGUCGGGACACCACCAAAGCCAAUCAUCCGUGGACCAUUUUUGGCAUUACCUCGUUCGGCGAUGGCUGCGCCAAGCGCAAUAAGUUUGGCAUCUAUGCCAAGGUGCCCAACUACGUGGAUUGGGUCUGGUCGGUGGUCAAUUGCAAUGGCAACUGCAAAUUGCACUAGCAGUUAGCCAGUUAUCCAGUUGCCAGCGAUCUGGGCCAAAUGCAAAAGGUAUCAUAGAUAUAGUUCGUAGCUGGUAAGUCGUUAUGUUUCAGAGGCUGUGAGAUACUUAUUUACUUUUAAUCGCCUGGAGGCCCGCAUCUGGGCAACUCAUCCUGUAAAUACAACACAUACUUGCCUAAGUACUCAUCAUGUACAUACGAGUUCUUACGCGGAAUUCUUUCUUUUCUGGCUAAAUAUAAAUUAUUUAUUACCUGAAA
Drosophila montana is the source of this 2883-nucleotide messenger RNA. RefSeq lists its product as uncharacterized. The transcript has 7 exons. Gene Ontology annotation, molecular function: serine-type endopeptidase activity. NCBI's taxonomy places the organism in Eukaryota, Metazoa, Arthropoda, Insecta, Diptera, Drosophilidae. The record is from RefSeq and is a predicted model, not a curated record. Bases 485 to 2626 code for a protein of 713 amino acids. Gene Ontology annotation, biological process: proteolysis.